GGGCUAAUUAUUGAAUUUCUGUGCCUGAAUCCCCUCCCUUCAUGUAAAAAGGGAGCGGUCUCUCGUCUCGUCCAAAAAGGAAGGGGGAGGGAGAGAGAGGGAGAGAGGAAUAGUGAUCUCUCCUCAAACACUUUCUUUCCCGUGACUUACCUUAAAUUGUGAAGGAAGGAAGAAAAGUACCCCCUUCCAAACCCCAAAUUAUCGAUAUCCGAACCAAUAUGCAACCCAGUCUUAUUCGAGGGCUCUUGCUAGCAGCCUGGUCUGCGGAUCUCGUAGCAGCCAAGACGAUCAAGAUCGAGGCAGGCGAUGUCUACUUCGACCCGGUGAAUGUCAACGCUUCCGUCGGGGACGUCUUGGAGUUCCAUUUCCUCCCGCACAACCACAGCGUGGUCAUGGGCGACCUGAGCAGUGCGUGCCAGCCUGCUGCGACGGGCGGGUUCUACUCGGGCUUCCUACCCGCCUCAAGCGGUGAAAAUGUGAGCAAACCUGCGCAGUGGCAGCGAGGAUCUAUAGCCAUGGCGGCUCGGCAUGAGCACGAGACUGACACAUAGCGAGCACCUCAGGCCAAGGUUUUUCAGGUUACCAUCAACGACACAAACCCGAUCGUCUACUACUGUUCGCAGAACGCCUCUCACCACAACCACUGUCAGGACGGCAUGUUUGGCUUCGUCAACCAGCCAAGCGAGACGGCGAUGGCCAUGUACAAAGCCACGGCGGGAAAUAGCAGCAUCAACAUCUCACCAGACACGGGCGUAUUUGGCGGUACAUUCAAGGCCAACGCCAACCUUAAUGCAACCACAAACUCAACGAUGACCAGCAGGCCCUCGACUAGGACUGCCUCAUCCACCGCAACUGCUUCGACACACUCGAAAGCUUCAACGGCUGCAUCUGCCUCGACGGCUGCAUCCAGCUCAAGCACUGGAUCGCCAAAGGACAGUGCAGGGGCUGCGAUAGCUGGAAGCGGCCUUCUGGCUCUCUUGAUGGCGGCAGUAAUGGCUUAGAUUUUUGGCAUCCUAUUGCACCAGGGAGAAUGGAAAUUGGCAGGCGGCAACCGGUAAGGAGGGAGCUCUGUGACCGUGUGCCUUGAAACCUUGCAUGCUGCGGGCGACUCGGAUUGGCUUGUGUGAACGGGUCCUGUUCGUUUUAAUUGAGACGGUCUAGAAAGUGUAUAGCAAUGGAUUCAGCUUUUAGGAGAGCAAGGGGCUCGUGCCAAUGUCAUACCACACAGGUGACAACUCGAGGAAGAUGGCUUGGACGAGUGAGAAAGCUCUCAGUUCUGUGGAUGGAUGACGUGAUGGCGUUGAAAGAUGUAUUUCUUG
Molecule: messenger RNA, 1319 nt
Organism: Cryphonectria parasitica EP155
Lineage: Eukaryota; Fungi; Ascomycota; Sordariomycetes; Diaporthales; Cryphonectriaceae
Exons: 2
Coding region: 219-551 (110 amino acids)
Source: RefSeq, a predicted model, not a curated record